This is a messenger RNA of Theobroma umbraticum, 1677 nucleotides long. RefSeq names its product chitinase-like protein. The record is from RefSeq and is a predicted model, not a curated record. NCBI's taxonomy places the organism in Eukaryota, Viridiplantae, Streptophyta, Magnoliopsida, Malvales, Malvaceae.
AAUAGAGGGAACAAAAGUAAAUGAAUGUACCAAAGAUCAAAAGAUUCGGUGACAUCCAUCCACAGGAUUUACCUCUACUCUAUGUCCAGAGAUCAUUAUUGGGGCCUUUUAUGUAUGGGUUAAAUCUUCAUCAAGCUAUAGAAUUGAGUAAGACGUCCAAGAAAGGCAUUGAAGAUAAGACAAAUCAUGGUUGGAAAAUCUUUGCAAUCCACGAUUAUUUUUUUGUGGGUUAAACAAGUCUACUUUACAGUCAGCUUCGUGUGUAGCUUUCCUAUCAACCAAGCAAUGAAGUUAAAAAUUAAAGGAAAAAGGAGUUCAGACCUAUCUAAGAAUAAAGCUACUCGUCUAGACUCAUAACUUUGUUCAACUUCAGCCCAACCCAUCUGAACCACUGGACGAGAGAGAGCAGAGCACCGUCUCAACCGUUGUUCGACAGACAACAUUUAACCUCAAGUUUUCACUUCCUUAUAAACACAUUUCUCUUUCAAUUCUCUCGGACACGAACUCCUUUCUGCGGAAAUUCCUUCAAAUGAAACUCAAUCUCUUCUUAAACCCGAACCCCACAUCAAACUCUUUACUCCCUUUCUUUUCUUUCCCUUCAAAGACAAAAACCCAAAUUCCCUUGUUAAAAUCACCCACUUCUCUUUCCUUCUUUUCAAAACCAUCUCCUUGUUUCAUCCCACUUUGCUCUUCCAAUCCUUCUACCAAUUCAACUUCAAAGGAAUCAAGCUUGGUGUCCAAUGGAUGGCCCCAAACUUCAAAAUUCAAUAUUGGAGAAGAAUCUAAAGAGAAUUACAAUGUGGGAGUUGGGAACCCAAUUGUCCCAAGUUUUUUUCCAACUCAAAAGAUGAGCUUGAGUGAUCAGGCCUUUUUUCUGUGGGCCUUUAUUGCUUGUACGACUUCUUUGGCAUUUACAAGUCUGGUCAUUGCAGCUGUUCCAACACUCUAUGCAAUGGGAAGAGCUGCAGUUUCUCUUUCAAAGCUAGCAGAUACAGCUCGAGAGGAACUUCCCAGUACUAUGGCUGCAAUUAGGCUUUCAGGCAUGGAGCUCAGUGAUCUUACACUGGAACUAAGUGAUUUAAGCCAAGAGAUUGCUGAUGGUGUCAACAAAUCAGCUCAAGCUGUGCAGGCUGCUGAAGCCGGAAUUCGGCAGAUUGGUUCACUAGCUCACCAGCAGACCAUGUCAAUGAUUCAAGAACGGGCUAGCUUGCCUAUCAUCUCCAUACAGCCUGUUGUUGCUGGGGCUGCUAGAAAAACUUCUCGUGCUGUUGGCCAAGCCACAAAGACUAUCAUGAAUAUAAUCUAUCGAGGAGAAUUCAGCUCAGAGCAUGACGAAGAUAGUGGUAUUCAUCGAGUGGAAAACUAAGGUGUUCACUGCUUCUGGAUACUACUGGAUGGCUGAUGUCUGUGUACAUAACAUAAAGAAUCAAGGCAUCAGAUAGUUGCUUUCUCCUCCAACAGUUUAUAUGCCCAAAAAUUGUCAAAUCUAAUUGCCUUCAAUAUGUUACAUAUAAAUUAUGAAAUACAGUGUUUUUGUCUGGGCUUUACCCCUUUUCCCCUCACUUUUAUUAUUUAGUGUAAUCCAUGAUUUUGUGGCUUUCUUUGAAAGCAGGAAUGGUUUUAGUGAUGCAAAUCUGCAUUAUGAUUUUUUAUGACUAGACACUCUGAUUCAGUAAA